Neurospora tetraspora is the source of this 483-nucleotide messenger RNA. Its product is annotated as chitin synthesis regulation, resistance to congo red-domain-containing protein. The transcript has 3 exons. The record is from RefSeq and is a predicted model, not a curated record. Bases 1 to 483 code for a protein of 160 amino acids. NCBI's taxonomy places the organism in Eukaryota, Fungi, Ascomycota, Sordariomycetes, Sordariales, Sordariaceae. Gene Ontology annotation, biological process: vesicle-mediated transport. Gene Ontology annotation, cellular component: intracellular membrane-bounded organelle.
AUGGCGCCUCUAGCAGAGACGGCCAACCAGGUCCACCAGAUCGCCAAGCGAGAUCGCUGUUUCUAUGAUACGUACGACAAUUACUACUGCUAUUCCGCCUGGUAUUAUUACGGCCGCUGGGUCCUACUAGGCAUUGCCAUUCUUUGCGUUUUCCUCUCGGUCUUCCUUAUGGCACGAAGAAACUCCCGCCGCCGCCGCGUCCAAGGUACGCAACCCAUGUACGGAACUGGCUGGAUGGCUCCCGCCCCUCCGCCCUACGCGCCGCCUCAGUAUUCCGCCCAGCCGCCGCCGGGCAGUCAAGGAGGGUACUACGCACCGAACAUGAAUGGCCAGAAGCAGCCGGACCUGAACGGCGGGUACUAUGGCAACCAGCAAGAAGGUGUCCAGCUCCAGCAGCCGGCGAGUGCAUACCACAGAGGUCCGGAUGAGCAGUUUGCCCCGCCUGAUGGGCCGCCGCCUAACCAGGCGCAACGGUUCCAGUAA